Molecule: messenger RNA, 3563 nt
Organism: Pygocentrus nattereri (red-bellied piranha)
Lineage: Eukaryota; Metazoa; Chordata; Actinopteri; Characiformes; Serrasalmidae
Gene: evi5a
Product: ecotropic viral integration site 5a
Exons: 18
Coding region: 306-2096 (596 amino acids)
Source: RefSeq, a predicted model, not a curated record
GACAUCCACUGCUUCUCUAAACAUCCACGCUAUUAAACUCAUCACCUGAGUGCCUGUUAAGCGUUUGGCGUUUUCGCUCGCUUAGUUAGAUCUUCCCUUUCCUGACAGGAUGGUCCUAGAUAAACACAACCUCGGAGACUCGUGUGUGAAGAUCUGAGAGAACUGAAGAGGAAGUUGCUUAUUCAGGUGUGAGAGCAAAAUGCAGGUCCAGACUUGAACAGUGCUGGCAGAACGACAAAAAAAAGGAUUUCCAAGAGAGCUGGGUGGUUUCAGCCCCUGUGAGAUCAACACUGGGCACUGACGUGAUGGACUUUCUCUCUGUCCCGCCUCCUUCUUCCCCCCAUUCGUCUCAGCUCAGCCCGGAUGAGGAGAAGUUACUGGCCAAGCUGGAAGAGCAGAACAGGCUCUUGGAAACUGACAGUAAGUCCUUGUACUCUGUGAAUGGUGUCCUACGAAGUCCGUGUUCUUCAAAGAUCUUCUCUUUCGAUGAAGACUCCAGCACUUGGGGUUGUGUUGUUGCGAACUGGGAUGAGUGGAGCAAGAAGAAAGUAAAACGGUUGAAGGAGAUGAUAAGGAAAGGGAUCCAUCCUCAUUUCCGGCCCACCGUGUGGCAGAUGCUGUGCAAUGCACACAGCCUGUCUGUACGGGAGCAGUACUCUGAGCUGCUGCAGAAGACCUGUCCGUGUGAGAAAGUGAUCGAGAAAGAUCUGAGCAGAAUCUUCUCCCGGCAUCAGCUCUUCCAGGGUCUGCACAGCAGCAUCCAGCAGCCGCUCUUCAACGUGCUUAAGGCUUAUUCCGUUCUAGACCGUGACGUUGGAUACAGCCAGGGAAGUGCAUUCAUAGCUGGACUGUUACUCAUGCAGAUGCCAGAGGUGGAGGCCUUUGGUGUGUUUUUGAGGCUCAUGCAGGACUUCAGGCUGCGAGAGCUCUACAGGCCCCGCAUGGUUGAACUGGGCUGCUGCAUGUUCCAGCUAGAGGGGCUAAUCCAGGAGCAGCUUCCUGAGCUUUAUUCUCACUUUCAAACUCACGCCUUCAACACCUCCACAUUCUCUUCGUCCUGGUUCCUCACAGUGUUCCUCUCCUGCCUGCCCCUAACUGCAGCCAGCAGGGUCUUUGACAUAUUCAUGUGUGAGGGUUUGGAGAUCGUGUUCCGUGUGGGAAUGGCCAUCCUCCAGAUCACCCAGACUGAACUGCUGAAGCUGGAUAUGGAGGGGAUGACACAGUUUUUGGAGAAAACGGCCCCCCAGCAGAUGGACAGAGAUCCGAACAGGAUGAUAAUGACGGCUUAUCAAAUAAAGUACGACUCCAAGAGAAUGAAGAAGCUUGAAAAAGAAUACACAGCCAUAAAAAUGAAGGAGAUGGAAGAACAGGAAGAAAUAAAGAAACUACAUUCAGAAAAUAAGCUUCUGCGACAGCGGCUGGACACCCUGGAGAAAAGGUAUUGCGAGGGUGCGGUUUGGCAGCUGGGGCAGGAGUGUAUGCGGAUCCGGCUGAGAGAGGCAGAGCGUCAGCACGUCUUGAAGCAGAUGGAGAUAAAGAUGCUGCUGAUGGAGAAAAGCAGUACAGUUCCCGAUGAGGUCAGUAUGCAGCAUCUGCAUGAGCAGCUGGUGAGUGGGAAGCUGAGGGAAGCGGAGGCACUGACCGGACUCCGAGAGAUUAGACAUCACAUCAAAGAUCUGGAGGAAAAAUGGCAGCAGAAGAGCAGCAGUAGUGUGAGUGACCGGCAGGGGGAGCUGAUGAGUCUGAGGUUCAGAGAAGUUCGCGCUCAGGUUCAACUCACACAGAGCCGCCACCAACUGCUGCAGCUGCAGACGCAGGAUCAGCUCUGUAGUCUCCAUCUAAAGCGCAUCACAGAGAGGAUGCACAGCCAGCACGAGCGUCUGCAGGACCUAACGAUGCAGAACCAACGUCUGCGCAAUCUACUGGGACAAACAACUGAGGAAGAGCAACACAAGCAGGCUCCCGAAGAUGAAGAACCGGAAGAGGACGCGACUGCGGUCAGAAAGCUGCAAGACCAGAUUGCACAGUUGCAGGCCCAGAUUCGGAGGCUUUCCAGGCAGAAGAAAGCCACCAGGCUGCAGCAUAAUGACACUUGAGAGUGGGCGGCCAUCCCGCUGGCUAGCCAAACUGUCUCCAUGAGCAUCCGACCAGACGAGGGGCGAAGAACAUGGGCUAUGAACAGCACUGACCAACCGGCCCACGACCAUGUCCAGCAAAGCAGUGACGUGCAGCACCUGUGUGAGCUGUAUGAAGUAAUGCAGGCAUUAUAGCUCUUUGCAGCGGAGACUCUCAGCUUAACACACCACAGACGGUCCGGUCAUCGCGCUUGUUCUGCGGACUCUCCAUUGUGCUGCCUUUAUGGACUCAAACAUCAUAUAUUGUCAUGCACCUGCACUUGAAGCUAACUUGCACUGGUUAACGCCUUAAACUGUAGGCUUAUUAUCAGUUAUUAAUCUUAACUUUUUCAUCUUGGUAUAUUUUCAAGUAACUGGUAAUAUUAUCCACUACUAAUUAUUCAGUAACUGCAAUCAUUUAUUCUGUAGCUACUAUGAAUUUGUGAGUAACUACUAUGAAUUAUUCAGUAGCUACUAUGGAUUAUUUAGUAAGUACUUUAAAGUACACAGUAAUUACUAUGAAUCAUUCAGUAGCAACUGUAAACUAUCAGUAGCUGCAAUGGAUUAUUUAGUAAGUACUUUAAAGUACACAGUAAUUACUAUGAAUCAUCCAGUAGCAACUGUAAACUAUUCAGUAGCUACAAUGGAUUAUUUAGUAAGUACUUUAAAGUACACAGUAAUUACUAUGAAUCAUUCAGUAGCAACUGUAAACUAUCAGUAGCUGCAAUGGAUUAUUUAGUAAGUACUUUAAAGUACACAGUAAUUACUAUGAAUCAUCCAGUAGCAACUGUAAACUAUUCAGUAGCUGCAAUGGAUUAUUUAGUAAGUACUUUAAAGUACACAGUAAUUACUAUGAAUCAUCCAGUAGCAACUGUAAACUAUUCAGUAGCUACAAUGAAUUAUUUAGUAAGUACUUUAAAGUACACACUAACUACAAUGAAUUAUUCAGUAGCAACUGUAAAUUAUUCAGUAGCUACACUCUUGGAAAUGACGCUUCUUCAAGGGUUCUUUAGUAAAGAAAAUUUGUUCAAAGCCAAAGAACUCUCUUUUGGUACCUUAUAGAACCCUUUAUAAGAGUGUGCUCUGAAUUCUGCAGAGACUGAAGUGGAACUGAAAUGUGAAUGAACCCACAGACAGGGCUGGUUUCCCUGACCAGAAUUAAGCCUGAUCUUGGACUAAAUCACAGUGACAGUGGUGAAACACUGUUGGAAGUACUUUGCAGUCUAGGCUUAGGCUUAAUCUGGGCCUGGGUGAGUGUAAAAUAAAAUUGAAAGGCCCAAAUCCAGUGAACCCUUAAAACCACACCGCUGGUCUGCACUAGUCCACUGCGUAAAACAAGGUCCCUUCACGAUCUGAUCACUGGGUUUUGUAAUGUGAUGUAUUUCUCAACAGAACAUUGUUUGAGGCACACACUGAACUUUAUUAUUAAAUAAAAUUACAACACCAGCA